GUCGACUGGGUCGUCCGCUGUUACACCGACCCUGUGGUUGUCCCCGACGAUGCCGCCACGGUGUCGAUGGAUAGCCUGCCCCUCAGGCUCUUACACAGCGGCCUUAAGCAUAUCAAAUACAUGGUCGACAUCAUUGAGAAUUGGAUUAUGCCCGACGGCGUCAGCCUGGACACCAUCGCCGAGGCGCACAAGAACGGCGUCACCGACGAUAGCUCCACGACCCUGCCCGCGGGUAUCGCGCCAGCACAGCCUUUGCCGAAAGGCGCUAUCAUGCAGAUCAUCGUCCACAAGGAGACUGUGUUGAAACAUUUUAUAUUCCCGACUCUAGUGUCCGCCAAGGUCGCUGCUUCCAUCGCCGUGGGCAGGGCGCACACUAUCGCGCACAGGCCGAACACUUGCGGCGCUCGGGAGGCUUUCCAGCAGCUGCUGGAACGAACCGGUGGGUGGAAGCUGCUGCUCGUGGGCGGCAUGCAGCAGUGGAAUCCGACGCCAGAGCAGUUGCAGGCGGGGGUUGACUGGGUGAACAGGUGGGCACUUGCAGGCGUCAGCAUGAACCAGCAAUUGGCGUGGAUCCGAGUUCAGACUCGCGAUGCCGAUUCUCCGACUUACAAAUGGCCUAAGAGUGAAGUGAAAGAAUUGGUUUCCAAAGAAGGCGAAGGGCACCACCAAGCGGACCCAGAGAUGUUCUUCCCCUUGACGGUCUACGACCUCAAGCCAGCGCUCGUGGACAAGAUACUUCCGCUGAUCCUGACGCCGCUCGCCACAAGCGGCUGCAUGGUCACUGGAAAAGCAGGCGAUGGAAAGACGCAGUUCGCCAAGAUUGUCGGCAUGACGACGGGGCGUCGGCGCUCCAUGUCGGACGGCGGCGACGGCGCCACCGCGGGCUGGCGGAGAGGCACACUGAUGGAUGUCUUCCGAGAUACGCCGGGCAGCAUCGAGGUCGGUUGUCUCCUUGACGAUCCGACCCCGUCCAUCACCGACAUCGACCCUGAGACACUCAAGAGUUUUCUGGGCGUCGGAGAGGAUUGCCUACGCAACGCCCGCUACAAUCCCGCCAAGUUCUGCAUUGACCAGUUCCGCUGCGCCAUGCGCAACGACUGGGACGAGGCGUCGGAGCCAGCCAAAGGGUUCGGGCCUACCUCGGAGGAAACCUUUCUGGCCGCGUUGAAACGGGCGCUGGCGGACGUACCCGACAAGCAUCUCUGGGCCAUCAUGAAGCGAGGGGUCGCGAUAAUCGCCGGCCACAACGGCGCGCGCGUUCGCAUGCCCAGCGAGCGCAAGGGCCAGUUCAUCUACACCUUCGACGCGGACGACGUCGGAGAUGACUGGCUUCAGAAAACAAACAAGCCAUGGUUGAACGAGCACAGGAAGGGCAAGAAGGUGGCGCCCGAGGGCCACGCCGAAGCCGCGCGCGAGGAGCAUGACUACAUCGUCUCUCUGGUCGACACCACGCCCACUCAGGGAACGAGGCGCAGGUGGGCCGUUGAUUGGGGCUCCACGCAGCCUCCUCGCCGCAGGCGUUGGAUUAGGUCGACCGACGGGGUGGCGCCGCAGGGCGGCGCGACUCCGAACGACGCGCCCGCGGCACUUAUCGGCGAGCCUGCGAGCGCGCACGUCGACCCCAUCACGGGCGCUGGGCCGAGCCGCUCGCCCGCGAGCCCCUGCGCCGACGAUUGCGACGCGGACGCCAUGCCUCCCGUCGGCGCA
Prorocentrum cordatum is the source of this 1707-nucleotide messenger RNA. The record is from the annotation of a GenBank genome assembly. Lineage: Eukaryota; Dinophyceae; Prorocentrales; Prorocentraceae.